UGAACCGCAUAAAAGGGGAUCUGAAGCAGAUCAGCUAGAUCAGCACUCAGUAUGGCUGUGUCAGUGAAGAUGGGCUGCACAGACAAAGACAUGGAGGUGUGUACAGAGGAGUCCGUGGUCAUCCUGCUGAAGCAAUGUCGGGACAUGAGGCGGCAGGAGACGCUGUUCAGAGUGGCGACUCUGCUGUUGCUCUGCUUCUGCACCACGCUCACCCUCCUUAGCAGCUUUGGCUUUGGACGCUUCACGCAGCAGGAGAAGAUGAAUUCCUCCAUGCAGGAGAAGAUGAAUUCCUCCAUGCAGGAGAAGAUGAAUUCCUCCAUGCAGGAGAGGAUGAAUUCCUCCAUGCAGGAGAGGAUUCCAGAUUCUGGGGAAAGCUGCAGCAGUUCAACCAACGGGAAAAUGCACAUUCAUCUGAUUCACCAGUUAAACACCCCCAGGCUUCCACCGUACAUCCCGUAUGAACCCGCCUUCAAUUCCUGCCUCACCUUUGAGAACAGCUCCGUCAUGAUUCCCUUGACAGGAGUUUACUUCGUCUACGCGAGAUUCACCCUGCAGUGUCAGGACAGCUCCUUGGACUUCAGCAUGACUGUGGAGCGCUGGAGUGAAUCCUACCAAGAAACGACUAAACUGAUGACUGCGACGAGCAGGCUCAGCUGUAUGACCGACGACUUUCAGACUGUGUAUGUGGGGGAGCUGUUAGACCUGGGCGAAGGAGACCAACUGAAGGUCAAUGUCUCAGAAGGAUAUGAUCUGAUCAAUGAGUCUAAUUUUGGAGCUUUUUCCCAAUAAUCCCUUUUCUUUAAUAAUAUUAGCAACAUGACGUGUGUGUUCGGUCUGCAGCAGGUCCAUCAUCAGGUCUCAACCACAAAAGUUAUCCUCGUCUUUUUGGACAACAUCCAUCCAGCAGCAUUUCCUCCUCUAAAGUGAAAGAAAAGCCGUCUGAUAUAAUGAGGUUUGGCCUCAAUUAGACCAAAGACAACAUGUUAUCACAGGAAAAUCUAAAUCCCUUCUGAGAGAAACUCAUCAAUGCUACAGGCGGAUUCACUCUGUUUUCCCUGUUGCUGCACAUGU
Oryzias melastigma (Indian medaka) is the source of this 1071-nucleotide messenger RNA. RefSeq lists its product as uncharacterized. Gene Ontology annotation, cellular component: membrane. The record is from RefSeq and is a predicted model, not a curated record. NCBI's taxonomy places the organism in Eukaryota, Metazoa, Chordata, Actinopteri, Beloniformes, Adrianichthyidae. Gene Ontology annotation, biological process: immune response. The coding region runs from base 52 to 789 and encodes 245 amino acids. Gene Ontology annotation, molecular function: tumor necrosis factor receptor binding. The transcript has 3 exons.